GCGAAGGGAGACGUUCGUGUGCUUGUUUCGAAUCGUGAACCCGAUGGCGAUGCGUUUGAUGGUCCACUCGGCGGCGACGGUGGCGCGACCGCCGCUCUUCCUGUGCGAUCCGUGGUGGGGCGCGAGGAUGCACGUGGCCACGAUGGUGGGCGCGGAGAUAUUCCGCGUGCGGUACGAGAGACUCGUCGUCCUUGAGGUUGCCCACGCAAUCGCCUCGGGGAUGUACGACCACAUCUCUCCCAAGUCUCUGUGCGUCGGUCCGACGGCUGCGGUUGAGCGCGACUUGCUCACCGUGUUUCGCGUCGUCGGGCUCAUCGUCCCGCUCGUGAUGUGGACGUACGCGAGGGAGGCGCAGUUCCGACGGUUCCCGAAGGUUUGGGACAAGGUGGUGAAGAAGAUGGUCUGACCCGCCGCCGGUUGCCCCGUGUAUAAAUUGUGAAAUGAUGAAAGUGUC
Messenger RNA from Micromonas commoda, 454 nucleotides. RefSeq lists its product with no specific name. The transcript has a single exon. The coding region runs from base 44 to 406 and encodes 120 amino acids. NCBI's taxonomy places the organism in Eukaryota, Viridiplantae, Chlorophyta, Mamiellophyceae, Mamiellales, Mamiellaceae. The record is from RefSeq and is a predicted model, not a curated record.